Andrographis paniculata is the source of this 1668-nucleotide messenger RNA. RefSeq names its product F-box protein At4g00755-like. The transcript is spliced from 6 exons. Gene Ontology annotation, molecular function: protein binding. The coding region runs from base 236 to 1387 and encodes 383 amino acids. NCBI's taxonomy places the organism in Eukaryota, Viridiplantae, Streptophyta, Magnoliopsida, Lamiales, Acanthaceae. The record is from RefSeq and is a predicted model, not a curated record.
GAACAAAGUGUAUUAAACUAUAAAGUGGAUUUGAUUCUGCUCGGUUCAGUUUUAACCCCGAAGCCUCGACUGCCUCUCAAUCUCUAGGCCAAAUUGGAAAUCUUUAUUCUCCUCAACAAAACGUCUUACAAUCCCGUCAAUCCUCUCACGCCCUCUUCCGAUUCGUGCAUGUAAUCGGCACUGACUUGGUGUAUUUGCUCGCCAGUUUCUCUGACAAGGCGAAACAUUGACAAGAAUGGAUCAGCAGAGAUUGGGACCUCUGAUUGACUUUUUGCAGUUCCUUGGGACAGAUUUGUCCUCAUACAUCAUGAAUUUCUUAGAUGAUCCAGCUGAUGUGGUUCGGGCAAGCGCGGUCUCGUCCUCUUGGCGCGAGUUUGUGAUUUCGAAUGGAUUUGCAAAAGGACUGUGCAUAAAAGCAUUCCCCCAACUCUCCAGUGUUGUUUCUAUAGUUAAAGGAGGCGAAGGGGCCGAAACUUCAUCUGAAGCCGAGACUAACAAUGGCAAUAACACCAGUGUUCCUGAGAAGGAACACAAGGUGUAUGCAUCUCUGCUUCAGGCCCUCACAAAAUCGAAAGUUUCUCCCAGGGAUUGCAUAGCAACUGCUGUUAGCGCAUCCAGCACCGACAAUUAUCCUGAUGAAAGUAUCGUCAACACUCUGAACCCGAGGGACAGGUUCAUUAGGAGGGCUUCAUACUGGUCAAGCAAGGGACACAGCGAUCCAGAAGUGCCUGAGUCAUUGAUAUAUAAACUAAGAGCCGGACUUUGGGUUCUUACUGAAAUUGAUAUCCAACCAUUUGAAGCUUUCUUCCAGCCGGGGAAACCUUUAUACUCUCCAAAAUCUGUAAGAUUCCGCAUAGGUCAUCCUAAACCGUCAAGUGAGAUUGGCAACACCCUCGAUCACUUGCCGUUGCAGAAACCUGCCGAUGACAAAUUUGUGUGGACUUACACAUCGCCAGAGUUUCCAAUGAUGCAGGCGAAUGUCCUGCAGCCUUUCAAGCUGCCAGAACCAGUCCUCUGCAUCGGUGGAUACUUGCAGAUUGAGCUGUUGGGAAGGGUUCAGAGGCAGGAAAUGGACGGGCUGUUCUACAUAUGUGUGUGCUACGUUCGAGUUCUUGGGCGACCCCUUUUUCCGGCAUUUGACAUAGAAAUCCAGGGGCCAGAGCAACAGCUCUUGCUCAAGUACUGUCCGGAAAGAAUUGGGUUGGUGCUGGAGAGCUCUCCCAGCUCGCAAGUUCCUCAUUUUCGGCACCUGGAAGAAGAGAUGCUGUGGGAGCGGAUAGGGCUGUUGGAGGAUUUGCUGCGCGGGAUACAACAGGGGCCUAACAACCCCUUCAGGUUGGAUGACGACAACGAGGAUGGAAUCCACGACGGCGGCGUUGCUCUGUAAUAACUCUGCUCCUCGGAUGUGUUUUUCCCGAUCAUCACUGGAACUUUUAGAACUUCCCAUACACAUAUAUAUACACUGACUGCUGCCUGUGUUCAUCUGAGAGAGAGAGAGAGAGAGAGAGAGAGAACGUCUCUAUUAACGAUGAACCAUGUUCUAUCCUUUUUUUCUUUGUUAUUUCCCGUAAUUGGAUGAGUACGUUCAUGUGUAAUUUCUUCAUCAGUCUUGGUUCGGUUUGAAUACUCUCUCAAUUUCUACUCAUUUUAUGCAUUUGAUUCUAUAAA